Messenger RNA from Rotaria sp. Silwood1, 145 nucleotides. Lineage: Eukaryota; Metazoa; Rotifera; Eurotatoria; Philodinida; Philodinidae. The record is from the annotation of a GenBank genome assembly.
AUGAUUAUAGCUCGUUUACCUUAUUUAACACAUUUAAAUAGAGUUUUAAUAAAUCGAGAUGAAAGACGUGGAGCUGAAAUUGAUUAUUUACAACGUUAUGCUCAAGAUUAUUUUGAUCAUAAAUUAGAUUUUAUUCAUCAACAUA